UUUAAUUCAGUAGCUCUUCAAUUAUACUUCCAAUUGCAGGCAUUGGACAGGCGCACAGCCCCUGGGCAGGCCUAUGAUAGCAGCACAUGCUAGCCACUCCUUCGGAAGGCAAGGUGCUUAUGUGCUGCUGAGCUUAGCUACUCUUGCACCACCCUGGCAAUAGGCCAUUCUCUGUCCCUCCUCCCCACGUUUUUCUUGUAAUCACAGGCCGCAUACUGCUUCUUGUUUUAGUACAGUCCUAUGCCUACACCCUUAUCGGUGUCGUAGUGCCGCCCUAUCUAGCGUCACUUGUCACCAAAAAGGCAGCUUCCAAAAAUUUCUCUUCUGCCCUGCCUCCCUGGUUAUCGGAACGCCCAGUACUGGUGUGGUUGUCACAGCCGGGAGCAGCAUGGCGGCGGUGGAAAGCAGAAUAUGCGAGACUGAGGACUGCGCCAGCGAGGCCAAGCUGCAGUGCCCGACCUGCAUCAAACUGGGCAUUCAAGGCUCCUACUUCUGCUCGCAGGAGUGUUUCAAGGGAAGCUGGGCAACGCACAAACUGCUUCACAAGAAAGCAAAAGAUGAUAAAGUUAAACGUGAAGUCUCACCAUGGUCUAUGGAAGGCGAUAUUAAUACAGAUCCUUGGCCUGGUUAUCGGUAUACGGGCAAACUAAGACCACAUUAUCCACUGAUGCCAAUGCGACCUGUACCAAGCUACAUCCAGAGACCAGAUUAUGCAGAUCAUCCCUUAGGAAUAUCGGAAUCUGAACAGACACUAAAAGGAACCUCACAAAUAAAAGUCCUUUCUCCUGAAGAUAUAGAAGGGAUGCGUGUUGUGUGUAGACUUGCUAGAGAGGUUUUGGGAGUGGCUGCCUUGAUGGUUAGACCUGGUGUAACUACUGAAGAGAUUGAUCAUGCUGUUCACUUGGCAUGUAUUUCAAGAAAUUGCUACCCAUCCCCUUUGAAUUAUUAUAACUUUCCUAAAUCCUGCUGCACAUCUGUUAAUGAGGUAAUUUGCCAUGGGAUACCAGAUCGACGGCCUUUGCAAGACGGAGAUAUUGUGAAUGUUGAUAUUACUGUAUACCGCAAUGGGUACCAUGGAGAUCUUAAUGAGACUUUUUAUAUUGGCGAAGUUGAUGAGGGGGCGAAACGGCUUGUUCAGACAACUUAUGAGUGUCUUAUGCAAGCAAUUGACGAAGUGAAACCUGGUGUUCGUUACAGAGAGCUAGGCAACAUUAUCCAGAAACAUGCUCAAGCAAAUGGUUUCUCUGUUGUACGGAGCUACUGCGGGCAUGGGAUCCACAAGCUUUUUCAUACUGCCCCCAAUGUGCCACAUUAUGCCAAGAACAAGGCAGUUGGUGUGAUUAAGCCUGGACAUGUGUUUACAAUUGAACCAAUGAUCUGUGAAGGAGGAUGGCAAGAUGAGACUUGGCCAGAUGGCUGGACGGCAGUGACAAGAGAUGGAAAACGUUCAGCACAGUUUGAGCACACCCUUUUAGUCACAGAGACCGGAUGUGAGAUCCUUACACGAAGACUGGAAGACAAUGGACGCCCUCAUUAUAUGUUUUAGUUUCCUCCGUGGACUUAGCUAGCAGAUCUGAAUGGUGUGUUUCUCCAGCUUUGCCCCAUGCAUUUUUACGGGAAAGAUAACUGAAAGAACAGUGGGAUUUUAUGACAUAUCAUAAAUGUAUAUUCGUCUGAUGAUAAAGUAAAAUUAGUUACAUGUUGAAGAACUUUUUUAAGUUUUCAAACAAAAAGGAAGCAAGUGUUUAAAAGUGUUCCUUUUCUCCUUUUUUAAAUGCGAUUUGCUGCUCGUUCACUUUUUGUCACAUUUAAAUUUUAGUUUUUACUUCAUUUUUUCCCCUCCCAUGAUGUCCUCUAAAUGUUUUUCCAUUACAUGCCUUCUCUCUUUUUAAGACAGUAAACACAAGUUGCCUCCAUAUCACUUUUGUUACAAAACAUGUUAGCUAUAUACAAUUCUGAUUAUAUUGGAUUGCACUGGUAUGUCUUACCUAUGCAUUUAUGUCUUGAGUUCCAGACUGUAUUAAUGGGUGCCUAUUUGCUGCGUGAAAUGUGAUUGCAAAUGAGUAGUUUUCUGUGUUUUUACAUAGAUAUCAUUUUUUCGAUGUGCUAGAAGCACCUUAAGAUACAUAAUAGUAAGAUUUUAUCUAUUGAGCUUAAGUGCCAUCGAGCUGCAAUGGAGUAGGUUAAAUUAUUUUUGGCAUUCAAGUCAUUAAAAGCAAAUCAUGUAUGUCAGUCUCUGGCAUUGACCAUUUCCAUGAAUAUUGCUGAUUUUAUUAUAUGUUUAUCUUGGUGCCUUUGAUUUUAAAAUCAUGAAAAAUUAUGUUGACCCAUCUAGUAUGACAACAAUAAUUUAAUAUUCCCGUUGCACUUGUUUUGUUCAUUUCUAUCUCAUUCUGUUGAGCUAAAGGCAUAAAUGCUAAAGUUGCUUGUACUGUAAAUGUUUUCCAAUGCCUAUAUACUAAAAUGCAUAUUAUUGAAUAAGAUGCAUUGUACUACACUUUAUUCCCCUUAUCCAGUGUAAUUCCUUCUGUGUAUCUGUACUGCUCUUAAAAACACAAACUAGCACAGGAGGUUAAUUGUGAAGAUGUCUCUUGUAAUAUGUACAUUUUGAGACAUUCUGUCUCUUUGUUUGGGGAAUGUGUGAACAGAUUGUUCAGCUAAAAGUAAAUAAGUAUUUCACUUUUGUUCACUUUAUUUUUUGUUUACAUUCUAAGAUGGCAUCAUGGGUGCCAGAAAUCACUGGACUUACAAGGAGCAUAAUUCUUCUGGAGUGCCUCAGACUUAACUUGCUGUAAAGUUGUAAUGACCCAUAAAAUGCCAUAAAUGAGUUAUUUUGAUUCAUUAAAAUUACCUGAAAGAAGACAUCAAGAAGUUUGUCAUAAAAUGGUUUUAAUUUGCGUUGUGUGGUUGAGCAAAGAUUGCUAUGCUGUUCAUCUAACCAAAUAAUAUAUUUUAUUAAAGACUAUCUGAUUUGGUAAAUUGA
This is a messenger RNA of Bombina bombina (fire-bellied toad), 2983 nucleotides long. RefSeq names its product methionyl aminopeptidase 1 (gene METAP1). Gene Ontology annotation, biological process: proteolysis. Bases 389 to 1546 code for a protein of 385 amino acids. The record is from RefSeq and is a predicted model, not a curated record. Lineage: Eukaryota; Metazoa; Chordata; Amphibia; Anura; Bombinatoridae. The transcript is spliced from 11 exons. Gene Ontology annotation, molecular function: metalloaminopeptidase activity.